AUGAUGUUCUCCAGGUUCAUCGGCUUCAGCACGUCUGUCUGGAAUUGCGGGUGCAUGAACGCAGCCCUGAUUUGCUUCAACAGCAGCAUGCGAACGGUGCCUGGGAACUUCGGCGAAAUCGUCUGCGGUUUGAGCGAUACGGCGAGCUGUUGGGCAGGUUUGCCCUCGUCCGGCUCGAGCACUCCGGCAAGAAGUCGGAUGAACGUCGUCUUGCCCAUGCCGUUCUCGCCAAGCAUAACGAUGAUCUCGGAGUCCGUGAACGAAGAGCCUUCCACGGAAAUCUUGAAAUUGCCGAGAGUCUUCUGCCGGGUUUUGUCAAGGACGAGUUCUUCGGCAGUUUCGACCAUCUUGAAGGAAAGAGCUUCCUCACGGAAACGCAAGUUCUCCGUAGGGAUGAAACCGUCCAAAAAUAUGUUGAUACCUACGCGACACCGACGCAUGGUGACCACACCGUACAUAGACGGUUUACCGUAG
Molecule: messenger RNA, 474 nt
Organism: Punctularia strigosozonata HHB-11173 SS5
Lineage: Eukaryota; Fungi; Basidiomycota; Agaricomycetes; Corticiales; Punctulariaceae
Exons: 3
Coding region: 1-474 (157 amino acids)
Source: RefSeq, a predicted model, not a curated record